AUGAGGACUGUGCAAAAGUGGGUUUUCAUUCAGAUAUUUCAAGUUCUCCGUGGGGGAUACAAAAAACACCCUAGUGCAAUCCUGCCUGGUAUGGACUUGUUGUCCGGGACGUAUAUAUUUGCGGUUCUGUUAGCAUGUGUCGUGUUUCAGUCUGGCGCCCAGGAGAAGAACUACACCAUUCGGGAAGAAAUGCCAGAAAACGUCCUCAUAGGCGACUUGCUGAAAGACCUCAACUUGUCGCUAAUUCCAGACAAGUCUUUAACAACUCCUAUGCAAUUCAAGUUAGUAUACAAGACCGGAGAUGUGCCACUGAUUCGAAUUGAAGAGGGCACAGGUGAGAUCUUCACUACUGGAGCUCGCAUUGAUCGUGAGAAAUUGUGUGCUGGCAUCACAGUGGACACCCGUUGCUUUUAUGAAGUGGAGGUUGCCGUUCUGCCGGAUGAAAUAUUUAGAUUGGUUAAAAUACGUUUUCUAAUAGAAGACAUAAAUGAUAAUGCACCAUUAUUCCCUGCAACGGUUAUCAAUAUAUCAAUUCCAGAGAACUCGGCUAUAAACUCUCGAUAUGCUCUCCCAGCGGCCAUUGAUCCAGACACAGGAAUAAAUGGAGUUCAAAACUACCAACUAAUUAAGGGUCAAAAUAUUUUUGGACUUGAUAUCAUAGAAACGCCAGAAGGAGAGAAGAUGCCACAACUAAUAGUUCAAAAGGAGUUAGAUAGGGAAGAAAAAGAUACAUAUGUAAUGAAAGUAAAGGUUGAAGAUGGUGGCUUUCCUCAAAGAUCCAGUACUGCUAUUUUGCAAGUCAGUGUUGCUGAUACAAAUGACAACCAUCCAGUUUUUAAGGAGGAUGAGAUUGAAGUCAAUAUACCAGAAAAUGCUCCUGUAGGUUCUUCAGUAACACAGCUCCAUGCCACAGAUGCUGAUAUAGGUGAAAAUGCCAGGAUUCAUUUCUAUUUCAGCAAUCUUGUCUCCAGCAUGGCCAAGAGGCUAUUUCACCUCAACUCUACUACUGGACUUAUCACAGUAAAAGAACCACUGGAUAGGGAGGAAUCUCCAAACCACAAGUUACUGGUUUUGGCAAGUGAUGGUGGAUUGAUGCCAGCAAGAGCAAUGGUGCUAGUAAAUGUUACUGAUGUCAAUGAUAAUGUCCCAUUGAUUGACAUAAGAUACAUCAUCAAUCCAAUCAAUGGCACUGUGGUUCUUUCAGAAAAUGCUCCUCUCAACACCAAAAUUGCUCUCAUAACUGUGACAGAUAAGGAUGCUGACCAUAAUGGUAGGGUGACAUGCUUUACAGAUCAUGAAGUCCCUUUCAGAUUAAGGCCAGUGUUCAGUAAUCAGUUCCUCCUAGAGACUGCUGCAUAUCUUGACUAUGAGUCCACAAGAGAAUAUGCCAUUAAAUUACUGGCCGCAGAUGCUGGCAAACCUCCUUUGAAUCAAUCAUCCAUGCUCCUCAUCAAAUUAAAAGAUGAAAACGACAAUGCUCCAGUUUUCACUCAGUCUUUCAUAAGUCUUUCUGUUCCUGAGAAUAACUCUCCUGGUACCCAGUUGACAAAAAUAAGUGCAACAGAUGCAGACACUGGGCGUAAUGCUGAGAUACAUUACCUGCUAGGCAUUGAUGCUCCGUCUGAAUUCAACCUGGAUCAUCGUACAGGCAUUCUGACUGCAGUGAAGAAACUGGAUAGAGAAAAACAGGAAAAAUAUUCAUUCACAGUUCUGGCAAAAGAUAAUGGGAUGCCAUCUUUAAUAACCAAUGCCACAGUCUUAGUGACCGUUCUUGAUCAGAAUGACAACAGUCCAAUUUUCACUCACAAUGAGUACAACUUCUAUGUCCCAGAAAACCUUCCAAGACAUGGCACAGUAGGACUAAUCACUGUAACUGAUCCUGAUUAUGGAGAAAAUUCUGCAGUAACUCUCUCCAUUUUAGAUGCAAAUGAUGACUUCACAAUUGAUCCACAGACUGGUGUCAUCCGACCGAAUAUUUCAUUUGAUAGAGAAAAACAAGAAUCUUAUACUUUCUAUGUAAAGGCUGAGGAUGGUGGUAGGGUAUCACAUUCUUCAACUGCCAAAGUCACUAUAAAUGUGGUCGAUGUCAAUGACAACAAACCAGUUUUUGUUGUCCCUCCUUCCAACUACUCCUUUGAAUUGGUUCCACCAUCCGCUAAUCCAGGCACAGUGGUCUUCACAGUAGUUGCUAUUGACAAUGACACUGGCAUGAAUGCAGAGCUUCGUUACAGCAUUGUAGGAGGGAACACAAAAGGUCUGUUUAUGAUUGACCAAACAACAGGCAACAUUACACUGAAGGAGAAAUGUGUCCUUGCAGAUCUUGGUUUACACAAACUGAUAGUCAAAGCCAAGGAUUUAGGGCAACCUGAUUCCCUCUUCAGUGUCAUAAAUGUUAAUCUAUUUGUAAAUGAGUCGAUGACCAAUGCUACACUGAUUUAUGAACUGGUGCGCAAAAACAUUGAAACACCAGUGACCCAAAAUAUUGAGACAACUGAUACAUCCUCACCAUCAAGUGACUAUGUCAAGAUAAUGGUUGCCAUUGUUGCUGGCACCAUAACUGUCAUUCUUGUUAUUUUCAUCACUGCUGUAGUAAGAUGCCGCCAAACACCACACCUUAAGGCUGCUCAGAAAAACAAGCAGAAUUCUGAAUGGGUUACUCCAAACCCUGAAAACAGGCAGAUGAUGAUGAUAAAGAAAAAGAAGAAGAAGAAGAAGCAUACCCCUAAGAACUUACUGCUUAACUUUGUCACUAUUGAAGAAGCUAAGGCAGACGAUGCUGAUAAUGAUAGAAACACCGUCACACUAGACCUUCCCAUUGAAUUGGAAGAGCAAACCAUGGGCAAGUACAACUGGGGCACUACACCUACUACUUUCAAGCCUGACAGCCCUGAUUUGGCCCGGCACUACAAAUCUGCCUCUCCACAGCCUGCUUUCCAGAUCCAGCCGGAAACUCCCCUAAAUUCAAAGCACCACAUCAUCCAGGAACUGCCUCUUGAUAAUACCUUUGUGGGCUGUGAUUCCAUCUCCAAGUGUUCCUCCAGCAGUUCUGAUCCCUACAGCGUUUCUGAGUGCAGCUAUCCAGUGACAACUUUCAAGACCCCUGUGUCUGUACACACCAGACUGAAGCGCGCUGGCUUCGACCGACCACGCAGAAGCGUGUCCGUGAGGAGCUACCCCACGUCCGAGGUCAGGGGCGGUGUCCAAGAAGAGCUACCCUACGGCCUAGAGGAGCUACUCUACGACCGAGGUCAGGGGCAGUGGCCAAGAGGAGCUACCCCACAUCCAAGGAGCAAUGGCUUCGAGGGCACAGGAGGACUGAGAGGAGCUACUCCACGUUCAAGGUCAGAAGGG
Messenger RNA from Rangifer tarandus platyrhynchus (Svalbard reindeer), 3351 nucleotides. The record is from the annotation of a GenBank genome assembly. NCBI's taxonomy places the organism in Eukaryota, Metazoa, Chordata, Mammalia, Artiodactyla, Cervidae.